AUGGAAACGGAGUCACUUGAAGAAGACUUUGACGACGGCAAGUGGCCGUUUACUGGUGAAGGCGAGUUUGCAGAUGUGCUGAAACCCAAAGGCGUUGGUUGUGCUCAAGUGAGCAAGGUCCUUGCCCGUGCAGAUGAACACGCAGGCGAGUACUCGUUCGGCGGACUCGCAGAUACUUUACCCGCUGUAUCCGGGCUGUUUGUGGGCACUGUGGGCACCAUUCACACGCCGUUAGUCGCCGACCAAGCUGAAAAGCUGAUCGCUCUGUGUAAGAAGUCCCCCUUCGGCCACAACCUCGACACCAAGAUGGACGAGAACGUCCGCAAGAGCUGGCAGCUGGACGCGAACUUGGUCCGGUUCAAGAACCCGUUGUGGCAAGUCGGCAUGAACAAGCUGCAGAAGGUGAUCGCGGACCGCCUGGGCUACACUGAUGUCCCGUUGGAGUGCGUCUUGUACAAGUUGCUGGUGUAUGGGGAAGGAGGCCACUUCGUGAAGCACCAGGACAAGGAGAAGGAGGACGGGAUGAUCGCGACCUUGGUGGUGCAGCCGCCCAGUGCGCACGAAGGCGGUGACCUGGCCGUGUAUCGAGAUGGGGAGCUGACGUAUCGACACGAUUUCGGCAAAGCCGACGGUAGUGCAGCGUUCGCAACGCACUACGCUGUGCACUAUGCAGACGCGGAGCAUGCUCUGGAGGAAGUGACGAAAGGGUUCCGACUCGCUCUCGUGUACUCGAUCUGUCUGCCCGCUACGAUGAGGCACUUGAAGAGGACGGAGGAUAAGCAGUUGAGCGAAGAUUUGGCACAUGCGAUCUCUAGUAUGAGCAGUGAGACCAAGACGAGCGAGGUGGAGGGGGAUGCAGCCAAGCCCGAAGAUGCUAAGAAGGGGGAGAAUGAUGACAAAAAUCUGGACAAGAAGACGACGACAAAAGGUUACACAGCCACACGGAAGCUGCCGGACGACGGCACGAUAAAAUACGUCGUCGACGAGGAUGCGGAUGGUUCAUUUGCGCUGUUGCUGGUUCAUAAAUACACCACGAAAAGUAUCCAGAAUCUCGGUUCCGGCGCAUUGGAAGGCAUCGAUCGCGCGAGAUUCCACGCGCUCGAAGAGGCCAACGCUCUCGUCGCUCCUGACAAGAAACUUCGCUUCUUUAUUGCUCGGUUGGCGCAUGAUGUCAGGUACUACGACGAUGGCGGCCGCUGCAGGAAAGACGCCCACCGCGAGUCGAUGACUUGGUACUCGAUGGCGGGGGAAGAUCAGGGGCGAGUCAAAAACUCAAAGCAAAAGCUCAAUCUGCUCAACCCUGGCAACGAAACACUUGAGGAUCUCUGGUGGAAGUAUGGAAUUCUAACCAAGGAGGGCGGGUACACCGGCAACGCAGGCUCGACUAAAAUCACGACGUAUUCGAGAUACGCGAUCGUUGCCUGGCGAGUGGCGGAUGAUGCGAAGAAGGCGUUGAGGUUUUUGCCAAUGCUUGCCGCUGCGGAGGCACUGCGCGCCCAGAGACCGGUGGACGGAGCAGCACUUCGUAAAUUAUUCGACACCGCCAAUGUCAGACUAGAGGCUGAAAACAGGGACAGGGAAUAUUGGGAAGGAAGAGUUACGACAUGGUCGAUGGACUUGCGCGAGGUGGUGUGUGACCUUCUCGUUGACGCCGGCGAUAUCGACGCUGUGAAUUUAUUCUUCAAUGACUACUGUGGUGCGCUUGGCGGUCUGGAAGGGAAUGAAGCUUUCGUUCCUUCGAUUACCAAGAUCCUGCGCGCGUACAACUGGGAUGAAGUCGGUGAAGCAGUUUGUAAGGCACUGGGUGAGAGCGACGACAAGGGCGGCAAAGGCGGCUUGUCGGCGCUGGAAAUGAUUCUGCGCGUGAUUGACGGGCUCGACCAUGGUGCGGCUCGGCAGGCUCUGAUUGACAAGGCGAUGCAACAGACAACGUCAACCAAGGAUGAAGAUCUGUUCGUGUUGAGCUACAUUGGGGUGCUCUGGAAGGUGGCUAUCGACUGUGCCGACAAGACGCUGUUUGACGCUGUUGCGGAUAGGCUCAAGAAUGCAGACCCCAGUCUGCUUGGGCCUUCCAUUCAGUACCUCUCCCAGUACGUCAACAGCGCCGAUGCAAACGAUGAGAAAGCUGGGAUAGUGGCGUUUGUCGCUCCAAAGCGGAUCCAGUGGCUCCGAGACCAAGUUGAAGCGUUGGAGAAGCCAUUUUCGUGGGAAAUGCGUGAAGCGGAAUUUCCUGACAACGAUGAGAUUCAGUCGUUUCUGCGAGGCCUUGAGGUCUCCAUGGAGAUUAAAGGCGCGAAGAAAAGGUUUAACGAUCUCGAAGAGGCGAAGCAGUACGCGGCCGAUUGGGCGAAGAAGCAAACGAAAUGCUCUUUCGAGGCGGAAGGUCACGAGACAGACGGGGUUGCUUUUGUGACGAUCACGAAGACUCGCGACUGGUUCUUGAAGCAACAAAGCAACUUGGUGCUCUACAGGAAGGAACUGCGUCGCCUGGUGGAUCGUUUCGACAAGUCGAGUGGGGAUGUUGGAGAGAAGAAGCGUAGUCGUCACGACUAA
Molecule: messenger RNA, 2553 nt
Organism: Phytophthora sojae
Lineage: Eukaryota; Oomycota; Peronosporomycetes; Peronosporales; Peronosporaceae
Exons: 1
Coding region: 1-2553 (850 amino acids)
Source: RefSeq, a predicted model, not a curated record